AUGUCAGAAUGCCGCACCUCCUUGAAAUUUCCGCGCUCCAACAUAGAGCACGGUCGACUCAAACGCGUUGACACCACGGAUGGCCUACGCACAAAGUAUCGGGCUUUGUGGGCGAUGAAGAAAACUAUUGUUAUUGGGAUUUUUACUCCGAGAUUGCUAGAGGCCUGGGGCAUUGGUGGCAGAGUACUUGAUCACCCUGGCUUGAACUUACUGUAUAACGGUUUAUUGAACGCCACAAUCACUGGCGUGUUCGAAGUGACGUUCCAUGCAUCCCUCAGGAGUCAGAUGGAUCACGGUAGCUGCUCUUCGAUGACCAUUCGUCGCCGUAUCUCUCGACUGAAGCAUGGCUUCUCAUGCCUCAAGACCAGAGUCUUAUCUUUCUGGCGUCCCUGUGUAGGCGGGUGGAGCGAUGAAGAAUGUGGCGAAGCAGAACCUGACGGAAGUACGGGCACACACGAUCCAGUUCUUCCCCCCGUUGCAACUUCGCCCAUCAACCUUCUUCCAGUCGAGAUCCUUGGCGAAGUCUUCCUUGCAUGUCUUUUGAGCGGUGGAGAAUCCCAACAUCACCUGUUUAUCAAACCCGAACCACGGAGCGCCCCGAUGCUCCUAUGUCAAGUCUGCAGUCGUUGGAGGCAGACCGCAUUAUCCAUGCCCAGCCUCUGGUCCUCCAUUUCAACAGCGCGAAUCACUCAGUUGCACCAGAUUUCCUUGCUCCUAUUGUGGCUGGAGCGUUCGCAUACUUCCCCUCUAUCUUUCCAUUUACUCGGAUCUCGGGAAACACCCCGUCCUGAGUUUGUUUCCACCAUACUUUCUACAUUUCUCAGCCACACUCAUCGCUGGGAGCACGUCAGCAUCGUCUUUAACGAAAAACUUGCCGCUCAGUUUCUCGAACUGUCAAGUAACACCUUCCCUCAACUCAUUUCCAUCAAAGCCGACGUAAUCGGUUGUGGGCAGGCGGUAACUGAAGCAUUUCCCUACAAGAUGUCUACAAUCAGUGGCCUUCGUCGGGUUUCCUUCAUGACAUCUCGAACGCCAAGUUCCCUCAUGGUCGUUCGAUGGCAUAGGUUGACUCAUGUUUAUGUGAGCGGACUACCCAGCUUGGCGUCAUCCAUCUUCCUUCUGGGACAUUGUCGAGAGGCCGUAGAAGUCCAACUUGAGAGUAUUAUGCCCACUGAUGCUGAACCUCCCUCGACCUUUGUCCUCGAUCCGUUGACAACCCUACCCAACCUCCGCACGUUGGUGGUGACGGUGCAUGAGGAUGUGGGUGACCUUCUGCAACAUUUUGAUACCCCGGCUCUCCACUACCUUAAUAUUCUGCAAUCAUCCAUUGAUGGCUCCAUCUCACGCGAGUGUGGGGCAUUCUCAGACUUUGUAGAACGCUCUCCUCAAUUGAAGAAAGUUGUGAUUACGGAUUUCGGCGGAAGUGAAAAUGACAUUAUCGCGUACCUGGACCCGGUAUACCACCAGUGCACUCACGAAGUUUUUUUAUCGUCUCCAUCUGUGACGCCGCGGAUCGCGGACAUGUUCAAUGAAAGGGUUGGCAUUGGACCAGAGGCCACCACACAACCUCACGUUGAGGUCGACGAUUCUAUUGUUGGCUGGCUUCCAGACUCACGUAGCGGCGGCCUAUUUGACCGAUGGAUGUCCCACCAAACUCAGUCGCGAAAUGGCUCGUUUUGUGCCCUCUUCGACGACCUCCUUUGA
Messenger RNA from Laccaria bicolor S238N-H82, 1704 nucleotides. RefSeq lists its product as uncharacterized. Lineage: Eukaryota; Fungi; Basidiomycota; Agaricomycetes; Agaricales; Hydnangiaceae. Bases 1 to 1704 code for a protein of 567 amino acids. The transcript has 5 exons. The record is from RefSeq and is a predicted model, not a curated record.